AUGGCGUCCGUGGAUUUGAGAGAUAAUCUGCUCGGUAUAUCGUGGGUUGACAGCGGUUGGGUACCUAUCCUCAAUCCAGGUAAUGUCUUGGAUUACUUUUCGGAACGGAGCAAUCCGUUCUACGACCGAACAUGCAACAACGAAGUUGUGAAAAUGCAACGCCUUACCCUGGAACACCUAAAUCAGAUGGUGGGAGUCGAGUAUAUUCUGCUUCAUGCUCAGGAGCCCAUUCUAUACAUCAUCCGUAAACAGCAGAGGCAAUCCCCUACUCAGGUUAUCCCACUGUCAGACUACUACAUCAUAGCAGGGGUGGUGUACCAGGCUCCAGACUUGGGCUCAGUCAUAGGCUCCAGAGUGCUCUCUGCUGUGCAUGGCAUCCAGUCUGCGUUUGAUGAAGCCAUGUCCUAUUGUCGCUACCACCCUUCCAAAGGCUACUGGUGGCACUUUAAAGAUCAGGAGGAAAGGGAGAAAGCAAAGCCCAAGUCUAAAAAGAAAGAAGAACCCAGCUCACUGUUCCAGAGGCAGAGAGUGGACACAUUGCUCCUGGACCUCAGGAAUAAAUUCCCUCCCACUUUCUAUCAGCCAAAGCCUGGUGAGAAGCCAAUUCCAGUGGAGGUAAAGAAGGAGCCUGAGCUACCAUCAGAGGCUGUGAAACAGGAGGACAGAGAGCCUGCCACCAAAACCCCUGCCCCAACUGCCCCAAGCAAACCCCCACCGGAGAAGAGACCCAGACUACAGUGAUGCUGGAGCAGGACUGAAUACACCACAAACACUCGCCGGUCGGCCUUACGCUCAUUCUGGACAAGACCUCAUAGGCCGGUUCUCUCUGCCUGCUCCAACAGCAGAACCUUAUAGGACAGCACACAAAAAUGGACAGCAGUUACGAUCAGCCAAUGGAAAGACAGGCUGAUGCUCACUGACGUGGAUUUUGAGGGACUGAGUGACUGAAAGUUUUUGGGCUGAGGAUUUGUUCUUUUUUUUUAAAAUAGACCAAUCUUAAUUUUGUGGCAGUGAAGCAAACCAAGAAAGUCCUGUUUUGUAUGUGAACGUAUGUGCUAUGGCAUUCUCUAUGCUUGGACUUGUUAAACUCUCAUGUUGUCAAGGCGUUUAUCUGUCUUUGGUUAAUAUUAGUACAAAAGGGAUAAGAGAAGUUGAGACCUACAAGUCACUAGCCACUCCUACAGACCGUGUUGUAAGCAACUUUAAUGAGUCAUGAACUUUGAAAAGAAGAUGAUUGAGUGAAGAUGGAGGCUCUUUGAGUAGAAUGGCCUCUGGAUGUGUGUUGAUUCCUCUUCUUGUUUUUUUUUACUGUGUUUAAUGACUCAGGGAAGGUACAAAUCAGUCAACAUUUCAGUACAUUCAUGAAGCCUAAAACAGAAAUAAUCGUGCGGAUAUUUCUUCCUUUCUAAAAUGGAUAAUGGAAAUGAAGUAGAAUUCACACCAGCUCUGUGACAUUCAAAUCAAAGUCUAAGUCUUAUCAAUUCCCCAAUCCAUGAGUCUUGUAAUUGUUCCAGUAGACCCAAGAAUUUUUGAUACUUUGAUAUUCCACUGAUUUUUUUUAAGAGCUAAUGUGAGUUUUUUUCUUUUCUGCAACACUUGAAGAGGAUGUGUUUUGACAUUUGUUUGGAAGAGGAGAGUGAAUAUGCUGAGGUCAGUUUGCUCACAGUGUUGUUUAGAUCAGCAGAGUGCUUCGCUGAGGUCACGGCUGCAGUCUGAGUCAAACUCCUGCUUUCUCCACUGUGAACUCUGCUCUGUUGUGAAUGUGGCCCCCGUGUUUACCAAAUGUGUGUUGUCAGACAGUGCUGCCAGCAACUGCCGACGGCCCCAUAUCUCACUUCAGCUCAAGCAAUAACUUCUCUGUAUGUGCUGUGAAAGAUACCUGGGUCAUUCAUGUUGUGAAAUGGGUUAUUUUGUGCUGACUGCUGUUUCUGGGUUUAUUUUUCCAAGCUGUGUAUU
Messenger RNA from Chanos chanos (milkfish), 1956 nucleotides. RefSeq names its product mediator complex subunit 6 (gene med6). Bases 1 to 741 code for a protein of 246 amino acids. The record is from RefSeq and is a predicted model, not a curated record. Gene Ontology annotation, molecular function: transcription coregulator activity. The transcript is spliced from 8 exons. Lineage: Eukaryota; Metazoa; Chordata; Actinopteri; Gonorynchiformes; Chanidae. Gene Ontology annotation, cellular component: mediator complex. Gene Ontology annotation, biological process: regulation of transcription by RNA polymerase II.